CCAUAAAACCCGAGAGCCGGCUUGGGGAGCCCGAUCUGAGAAGAUUCCAGGGUUGCUGCUGCUUUACCGAAGCUCCGUGCGUCUGGCUCGCGGCACUCGCGGACCAUCUCGCGCAGCCCAAGCUCUGGGGGAGCCCCAGAGUCCAGAUUGGGGAUCUCAGUCCCCUGUACGCAGCGGAGAUCGCCGCGGCGUUUCUGAGAUGCCCGGGAGAAAGGCGCGUCGGAACGCGCCAUUGAACCCAACGCGGGCAGAGUUACCGCCUGAAUUCGCAGCUCAGCUCAGGAAGAUUGGAGAUAAAGUGUACUGCACGUGGAGUGCACCGGACAUAACUGCGGUUCUGGCGCAGAUGCCUGGCAAGAAGUCGCGAAAGAGCACGAUGAGAAGAAGCCCAAGCCCAACCCGGGUGCCAGCAGACCUGAAGGACGAGUGUGAUCAACUCCGGAGAAUUGGAGACAAAGUGAAUUUACGGCAGAAACUUCUGAAUUUUAUUUCCAAGCUCUUCAAUUUAAUAACCUGAGUCCUUCAUAAACUUUUGCAAGAAGGGACCUCCCAGGAAGGAAGUCCCCCCAGUUGGCCCAAAUGUCUGGUAUUGAAUGGACUGUGAUGAGAGGGAAACACUGGCUUGCUUUUGGUUCCCUGAGCAGGGAGGGGUGAUGAAGGAGACGGAAAUGAGUUUCUUGGGAAAGUUUUUGGUAAUCAUUCUUUGAGAUGUGAUAACGUGAAACCAUGCUUAUUUUUAUUUUUAAAAACAAGAAGAGAGGAGUUGUGGAGGUAGGGAAGUAACUAGUAAUAAUCUGUCUUUUCAGGGUUGUUCUGGUGUUUUUGCCAAAGGUUGUCGUCAAGAAUAAUAGGAGGGGGCAUGAUGAGUGGUUACAUUGUAUCUGGACAGUCAUACAGGAUUGCUUUUUGACAACUCCAGGACAAUGUACUGUUUAGCUCCAUCCUCAUAAUCUUCUAAGAGGAAACAUUUCAUUUUUUUUAUAACACUGAAUAUUAUAGUGAAAAUUGAUUUUAUAGGUCACUACAAGUUUAAUUGUAUUGUGUCUGUUUAGAUGACUUUUAAGUGUGUUACUGUAACCAUUAACUGGAGAGUAUGGGGAGACUAAGUAACUGGGGAAAUUAGAACUAUAGCAAAGUCCAUAGGUACCAGUCUUACAGCUUGAAUAGUAUGUGAUAAAGUGAGAGUUUGGAUUUUAUAUAACCUGAGACAAUGGAGAAACAAACUUUUAGAAGUUGAUGUAAUUAAAACUUAGUAAUUCAUAGGAAGUUUUUAAAAUUUUGUAACCUGCCACAGUUAUUUCUUAGGUGU
Molecule: messenger RNA, 1309 nt
Organism: Rattus rattus (black rat)
Lineage: Eukaryota; Metazoa; Chordata; Mammalia; Rodentia; Muridae
Gene: Pmaip1
Product: phorbol-12-myristate-13-acetate-induced protein 1
Exons: 3
Coding region: 200-517 (105 amino acids)
Biological process (GO): DNA damage response; apoptotic process; release of cytochrome c from mitochondria
Cellular component (GO): mitochondrion
Source: RefSeq, a predicted model, not a curated record